Messenger RNA from Penicillium canescens, 345 nucleotides. RefSeq lists its product as uncharacterized. Bases 1 to 345 code for a protein of 114 amino acids. The record is from RefSeq and is a predicted model, not a curated record. The transcript has 2 exons. NCBI's taxonomy places the organism in Eukaryota, Fungi, Ascomycota, Eurotiomycetes, Eurotiales, Aspergillaceae.
AUGCCCAUAGUUGUUUUUGACCAUCUGGAAACCAGUCGUCGUCGGCCUGAGUCUCACGACUUUGUUGAUGGUGACGAGGAGCUCAACCGCAACCUUGCCGUUGCUUCCACAAACAAUGCUCUGGAACCCAUUCGGAAUGAUAAAUUAGGACCGGAGUGGCAAUCAGCCGCUGUUCGGACUCCAAAUGUCUUCUGGGAAGGCGGAUUUGCUACGCCAGGAUCCAGGGAAUGGGCGCUGGCCGGUUACAGUCCAUGUCGAUUCUUCCAAAGCCUGGCCAACGAAGACAGAAUGUCCCUUUGGGCAAUCAUGCAAAUUAAUGAACAGAUUGUGAACAUCUUGCCCUGA